Molecule: messenger RNA, 3316 nt
Organism: Penicillium psychrosexuale
Lineage: Eukaryota; Fungi; Ascomycota; Eurotiomycetes; Eurotiales; Aspergillaceae
Exons: 7
Coding region: 53-3316 (1087 amino acids)
Biological process (GO): nucleoside metabolic process
Molecular function (GO): catalytic activity; protein binding
Source: RefSeq, a predicted model, not a curated record
UGACAAAAAGAAGCCAGAUCGACUCGCGGAACAUCUUCAACUUCUCGAUGACAUGGAAGAUUAUCAAAAACCCAAAAUCGACCGGCUUUAUGCUACAGAAUAUCCACAUGUGGAUGGACAAAAUUGCGACGAAUGCGAUUCACACUCGGUAGUUGUCCGCCCAGAGCGCCAAAACCACCGUGCUCUCUAUGUUCACUAUGGAAAUAUUGCGUCAGGGAAUUCUGUACUCAAGGACGCCAUUGUGCGGGAUAUGUUCGCAAGAGACCCAGAGCUGAAUAUCAUGUGCUUUGAAAUGGAGGCUGCAGGUCUCAUGAACAAUGUCCCAUGUCUGGUUGUUCGCGGAAUCUGUGACUAUUGUGACUCCCAUAAGAAUGACGACUGGCACAAAUAUGCUGCACUCGCUGCUGCUGCGUAUGCACGAGAGCUACUCCUGGUCCUGAAGCCGCAACGUGUUGAUGCUUUGCCUCCCUGGACCGAGCGAUUGGUCAGGAGGAUUGUUUUGACGACUGUGAGGAAUUUGGACCAGAAGAAUGAUCUUGGAAAGUUGGAAGGUGUGAUAGAGGCAGCGUUUGAUUCAUUCUCUAACCGAGACGAAGUUCAAUGUCUCCAGGGUACUAGGACUGAGCUUCUCCAGCAGAUAAUGGAAUGGGCUAUGUCACUGUCCCAAAAAGCCAUUUUCUGGUUGAAAGGCAUGGCUGGGACAGGAAAAUCCACCAUAUCGCAGACGGUGGCCAGGUCGCUGAAGGACAGCAACCACCUAGGUGCCAGCUUCUUCUUCAAGAGAAGUGAGGGGGAUCGAGGGAACGCAAAGAAGCUUUUCCCGACACUUAUAAGGCAACUGAUGCUUAGGAUUUUUGAGCUGAGGUCUGGCGUGCGAGAAGCACUCCAUGAUGACCCUGAUAUUGCGAUAAAAUCGCUAAAAGAACAAUUCGAGAAACUACUCCUUCAACCGCUGCUCAAUCUUAACCAACUCGGCCGACAACCUCAAAUUGCUGUGAUAGUGAUCGAUGCUUUAGACGAAUGUGAACAUAAUCAAGAUGUCCGAACCAUAAUUCAAUUGCUACCUCGUCUACAGAAGGCAAAAGCGCUUCGCAUUCGGGUCUUCUUGACUAGUAGGCCUGAACUUCCAAUCAAACUCGGCUUUUCAGAUAUCGUGGAUCAUGAUUAUCGGGAUCUAGCUCUUCAUGAAAUACCUAAGGAAGUGACAGAACACGACAUACGGUUGUUUCUCCACGAUCGAUUUACGAAGAUCCAACACGAUAGGAAUAUUUCUCAAGACUGGCCUGGCGAUAAUGUGGUCCAGAAAAUAGUCAAAAUGUCUGUUCCUUUGUUUAUUUCAGCUGCUACUAUUUGCCGAUAUAUCGAGCGCUCAAAAUUGGAACCCACAACACGUCUGACAGAGCUCCUUAAGGAUUCACGUCGGUAUACAGGGAAAAUGGAUAAUCCAUACCUGCCAAUUCUAAGGCGACUCCUAGACGAUGAAGAGAGUGAUAAGUCAGAGCAGCAGCAGCUCCUAUACCAGUUCCAGAAAAUAGUCGGUGCUAUCAUCCUUCUUGCUGUUCCGCUUUCAACAAACGCGCUGUCGCUAUUUCUUGGAAUAGAAGUAAACCAGAUUAGCAAUCUGUUGGAUUCUUUCCGGUCUGUUCUAAGCGUUCCUAGUGAUCGAGAUCUGCCUGUUCGGAUUCUACAUCUUUCUUUCCGAGAUUUUUUGGUUCAAUCCGAAAGUGAAUUUCUUGUUAACGAGCCAAAUAAGCAUAAGGAAAUUGCUUUGUUGUGUCUCCAAAAAAUGAGAAGCUAUCUGCGGAAAAAUAUCUGCGAUCUAGAAGGCCUUGCAACCCCACCUACCGCCAGAGCUAUAAUACUCAUUUCUAUCUCGUCCUCGGAGGCAGAGUUUGUGUUACUGUUUCUCCAUGAGCAUUUUCUACACUGGGUUGAAGCAAUGAGCCUACUUGGUCUUGUAUCACAAGUGGUAGGGAUGCUGAAUCUUCUCCAGAAGAUUGAACUAGUAUGUCCCACUGGAAGUCAUAUAAAAUCUACACUACUAGAACAAGGGCGAUCACCAUGCCGACUUGUCUUUACACCUAAAGAAGCGAUAGUCUGUAGGAAAUUUGAAGAAGAAAUUCCGGAUUGGAUAUAUCCAUUGCCACGGGUUCAGGAAAACUGGAGUUCCGAAUUGCAGACCCUCAAGGGCCAUUCAGACUGGGUCAGGUCGGUCGCCUUCUUACCCGACAGCGCGCUGCUGGCAUCUGGCUCCGCUGACAAAACUGUGCGCCUCUGGGACACAGCGACAGGAGUGCUACAGCAGACCCUCGAGGGCCAUUCUCAAUCGAUUCGGUCGGUCGCCUUCUCACCCGACGGCGCGCUACUGGCGUCCGGCUCCGAUGACAAAACUGUGCGCCUCUGGGACACAGCGACAGGCGUCAUAUCGGUCGCCUUCUCACCCGACGGCGCGCUGCUAGCGUCCGUCUCUCAUAAUAAAACCGUGCGCCUCUGGGAUAUAGCGAUAGGCACACUACAGCAGACCCUCGAGGGCCAUUCUGAUUUGAUUACGUCGAUCGCCUUCUUACCCGACAGCGCACUGCUAGCAUCCGGCUCCCAUAACAAAACCGUGCGCCUCUGGGACACGGCAAUAGGUAUACUACAGCAGACCCUAGAGGGCCAUUCUAAUUCGAUUCAGUCGGUCGCCUUCUCACCCGACGGCGCGCUACUAGCAUCCGGCUCCUAUGACAAUACUAUACGCCUCUGGGAUAUAGCGACAGGAGCGCUACGGCAGAUCCUUGAGGGUCAUUCAAACACAGUUUGGUCGGUCGCCUUCUCACCCGACGGCGCGCUGCUGGCAUCCGGCUGCUAUAACAGUACCGUGGGCCUCUGGGACACAGCGACAGGAGCGCUACGGCAGAUCCUUAAGGGUCAUUCAAACACGGUUUGGUCGGUCGCCUUCUUACCCGACGGCGCGCUGCUGGCAUCCAGCUCCGCUGACACCACUGUGCGCCUCUGGGACACAGCGACAGGCGCGCUGCAACAGACUCUUGGAGCCAAUGAGCUAAUCACUGACGUUCAAUUUGAUCACGAUGGAUCCUCUCUAAUCACUAAUCUGAGAUCCCUUGAUGUUCAAUAUCGGUCUGAACAUCAUGCGACUAUUUCAAACAAUGUGAAUCUGGGGAUCUUCAUCGAGCAACAGUGGAUCAAGCUGAACGGCAAAAACGUUCUUUGGCUUCCUCCUGGGUCUCGGCCUCGCUGUUACGCGAUCAAUGGCAAAUUACUUGCCCUAGGACACGCAUCAGGGCUCGUUUCAUUUAUAGGAUUCCAUUUCUAG